Molecule: messenger RNA, 1421 nt
Organism: Cornus florida
Lineage: Eukaryota; Viridiplantae; Streptophyta; Magnoliopsida; Cornales; Cornaceae
Product: phosphoglycerate mutase-like protein AT74
Exons: 2
Coding region: 398-1258 (286 amino acids)
Molecular function (GO): phosphatase activity
Source: RefSeq, a predicted model, not a curated record
CACAAUUUCUCUCAAAAUUGGUGUCGGAGCCUCCAACGACCAUAGAAUAUGAAACGUUGACACUAAAAUGUUGACAAACAACAGCUUUGGUUGGCUUCAUGAAUUCUGACUUUGAAUUCUGUAACAAUCUUCAGAUUAUAGAAGAAGCAAACGCUAAAACACGUCGAUGAGACUCAUAAUGGAUAUGCAUCCAGAACAUCAAAUAGACAAAUACUACGUAGUACAUAAAUAUACAUGUAUAUAACCAAGACACACACAUGUACACAAAUAUAUAUCGACAGAGAUUUACACGAUAAAGAGACAUAGACACAAAUAUACAUCGUUAGAGAGAUUUGGCACAUUAUAGAGUGACAAAACACCAUUUCAGCGCGCACACAUACACAAAUAUUAGGAAAGCAUGAUACAUCAUCAUAAUAAUCAGCACAAAGCGAUUCCAAAGAGAAUAAUCUUGGUCCGGCAUGGCGAGAGCCGAGGCAACCUCGACGGUGCGGCCUACAGCACCACGCCGGACCACAGAAUCCAGCUGACUGAGCAAGGCAUUGCCCAGGCGAGGCUCGCCGGAGAGAAGAUCCGGCGAGUGAUCUCCGAGGACGGACGGUUGGACAACUGGAGGGUUUACUUCUACGUGUCGCCGUACGAGCGGACCAGAUCGACGCUCCGCGAGAUCGGACGGUCGUUCUCGAAGGAGAGGGUGAUCGGAGUGAGAGAGGAGUGUAGGGUUAGGGAGCAAGAUUUUGGGAAUUUUCAGGUGGAGGAGAGGAUGAAGACGAUCAAGGAGACUAGAGAGAAGUUUGGGAGGUUCUAUUACAGAUUUCCUGAGGGUGAAUCUGCAGCUGAUGUGUUCGAUCGAGUGUCAAGUUUUCUCGAAUCUCUAUGGAGGGACAUAGACAUGAACAGGCUUCACCAUGAUCCGUCCAAUGACCUAAAUCUUAUUAUCAUAAGCCAUGGGCUAGCUUCAAGAGUUUUCCUUAUGAAGUGGUUCAAGUGGACAGUCGAGCAGUUUGAGUACCUAAACAAUCUCGAGAAUUGUGAUUUUCGAGUGAUACAGUUAGGAGAUGGUGGAGAAUACAGCUUGGCAAUCCAUCACACUGAUGAGGAGUUGCAAGAAUGGGGACUCUCCCCUGAUAUGAUAGCUGACCAGAAGUGGCGAGCUCAUGCCACUAAGGGUGAAAUGAAUGAAAAAUGUCCAUGGUACCUUGAUGCUUUCUUUGAUCAACUACCAGAUUCAGAUGACAAUGUUGGAGGCGAGGAUGACUAAGUUUUACUUCUUUUGUUUCUUUUGAUUUUAUAUUCAUGGGUUACCCUGAUAUUAGGUUGCAUAUUCAUUUGAUUCAAUUGUGUACUUGACUGCAAUUUGGUCACUGUAAUUUGGUUGAAUGAAGAAUUAGAAAUUUUAAUAAUUAAUUUGUUUUGUGAACAAA